AUGGAAUACGACAUAGAGAAAAAAGUCAUUAAAACUAUUUGUGCCAAACAUAAAACAUUACUAUCUGGAUGGGAGGCUUCAAGUGGACCUGUUAUGAGGAAAAAAGAUAUACAUCUGUUAUCAACCGCAGAAACAUCUCAAGGAGCCUCAAAAGGCGAAGAAGAUAUGAAAAGUAAGAUUGUUGCACUUGAGGAGGAGGUUCAUAUAAACGAACAAAAAGUCAAACAAAGUGAGGAAAAAUGUGAAAAAAUGUUCCAGUUUAUUAUCUCGAAGUUCCCGGAUUCUCAAAACAUAUUAUGUCCACCCGAUGAAGAUGAAGCUCAUGCGUACGAUGACAUAACAGAUCUAUCAGAGCAAGCGUAG
Messenger RNA from Lactuca virosa, 363 nucleotides. NCBI's taxonomy places the organism in Eukaryota, Viridiplantae, Streptophyta, Magnoliopsida, Asterales, Asteraceae. The record is from the annotation of a GenBank genome assembly.